AUGAAAGUACUGGUACCCGUGAAACGCGUCGUUGACUACAACGUCAAGGUACGUGUCAAGCCAGACAAUACUGGAGUCGAUUUAUCCAACGUGAAAAUGUCGGUGAACCCAUUUUGUGAAAUUGCAAUAGAAGAAGCCGUACGCCUGAAAGAGGCCGGCACGGCCACUGAAGUGGUCGCCGUAUCCGUUGGCAGCUCUGCCUGUCAGGAGCAGCUGCGCACCUGUCUAGCACUGGGCGCAGAUCGUGCUGUGCUGAUCGAAACAGAUGAAGACGUUCAGCCACUGGGCAUCGCGCGAGCACUGCAGGCACUGCAGGCCAAAGAAAAUGCGGAUAUUGUCAUUUUCGGCAAGCAGAGCAUUGAUGGGGACAACAGCCAGACAGGGCAGAUGUUUGCCGCUCUGACCGGCAUGGGACAGGGCACAUUUGCCUCUGAGCUCAACAUUGAAGACGGCAAAGCACAGGUUAUACGGGAAAUCGAUGGUGGCCUGCAGACGGUUAAGGUUUCUUUACCUGCUGUUGUGACCACUGACUUACGUCUCAACGAGCCGCGUUAUGCCUCCCUGCCAAACAUCAUGAAGGCAAAGAAAAAGCCGCUUGAUACAACGACCCCUGACGAAUUGGGCGUUGAUGUUAAACCUACAGUGGAAACGCUGCGCGUUGAGCCACCUGCCGAGCGUGAAGCCGGUAUUAAAGUGGAAUCAGUAGAAGAGCUGGUUGAUAAGCUGAAAAACGAAGCGAAGGCCGCUGCAAUCGCUGGUGUUAACAAGGUACUGGUUGCUGACAACGCCGUUUACGCUAACCAGUUGCCCGAAAACGUCGCGGCGCUGGUGGUAGAGGCCGCUUCAGGCUACUCGCACAUUCUUUGUGCACACACCACCAACGGCAAAAACUUCAUGCCACGGGUCGCUGCAAAUCUGGGUGUCGCCAUGAUUUCUGACAUCGUCAGCGUCGAAAGUGAAGACACCUUCAAACGGCCGAUUUAUGCAGGUAACGCCAUUGCAACGGUCAAAGCCAACGAUGCCGUUAAAGUGGUAUCCGUCCGAGGUACCGCUUACGACCCCGUCGCAGCUGAAGGUGGCAGCGCCUCCAUCGAAGCUUUAGACAAUGUUACCGACGCAGGCGUUUCGGAAUUUGUCAGUGAAGAAGUGGUUAAGUCUGAGCGUCCCGAAUUGACCUCUGCCGGCAUCAUCAUAUCUGGCGGCCGCGGUAUGCAGAGUGGUGACAAUUUUGUUCUGCUUGAAGGUAUUGCGGACAAGCUCGGUGCAGCCAUUGGCGCUUCCCGUGCCGCUGUGGACGCAGGAUUUGUGCCUAACGACAUGCAGGUAGGGCAGACAGGUAAGAUUGUGGCCCCUGAUUUGUACAUUGCUGUGGGCAUUUCCGGCGCAAUUCAGCACCUGGCAGGCAUGAAAGACAGCAAAGUCAUCGUCGCCAUAAACAAAGACGAAGACGCGCCUAUCUUCCAGGUCGCUGAUUACGGCCUGGUAGCCGACUUGUUUAAGGCUCUACCUGAACUCGAAGCUCUGCUAUAG
Messenger RNA from Symbiodinium necroappetens, 1530 nucleotides. The record is from the annotation of a GenBank genome assembly. Lineage: Eukaryota; Dinophyceae; Suessiales; Symbiodiniaceae.